Molecule: messenger RNA, 1578 nt
Organism: Lipotes vexillifer (Yangtze River dolphin)
Lineage: Eukaryota; Metazoa; Chordata; Mammalia; Artiodactyla; Lipotidae
Source: RefSeq, a predicted model, not a curated record
AUGUCCAGGAAACCUGGCUUUUGCUCCUCACUAGAGGAUGCCCCUCUGGCAGCCUUCCUGACUUCAGCGCUGGGAGCCUGUGUUCUGCGCCUGGAGAGACCCCUUCUGCUCAAACACCGGUGGUGCAACGCAGCAGACACGGAGAUCUCACAGGAGAUGCUGGGAAACAGGCGAGGCCAAAACCCAGUGGCCGGGCAGCCCCUCUGGUCCCUGAGGCGUCAGGGCACCGCGAUGCCCUCUGCUGUGCUCACCCUGGACCACGCGUCAUCCAGCAAGCUCUGCCCGGCUCCCACACUGGGUGCUGCUGAGGACACAGGUUGGACUGGAUUGGGUCCGGUUGGACUGGAUUGGGUCAGGUUGGACUGGCUUGGGUCAGGUUGGACUGGAUUGGAUCAGGUUGGACUGGAUUGGGUCCGGUUGGACUGGAUUGGGUCAGGUUGGACUGGAUUGGGUCCGGUUGGACUGGAUUGGGUCAGGUUGGACUGGCUUGGGUCAGGUUGGACUGGAUUGGAUCAGGUUGGACUGGAUUGGGUCCGGUUGGACUGGAUUGGGUCAGGUUGGACUGGAUUGGGUCCGGUUGGACUGGAUUGGGUCAGGUUGGACUGGCUUGGGUCAGGUUGGACUGGAUUGGAUCAGGUUGGACUGGAUUGGGUCCGGUUGGACUGGAUUGGGUAUGAAACUACGCAGGCCCUGGGGGAGACGGGCGUCUCCAGCUGCCGAUCGAAGUUUACAGGACUGGUUCCUUCCCCCUUUCCGCGGGAAAAGAGGCUGGUGGAGCUGGGGCCACUAGCUAGACUGGAUGAGGAUGGCGCAGACCCCCGGGAAUCCCUGGUUGAGGACCAAGCCUCUUGGCCGCUUCUCUUUGGGAGAAUGGAGGUGGGCGAGCCUGAUGAGGGCCGUGCAGGAAAGCCCAGACACCGGCACCAGGACCCGCGGGCCAGCGUCCGGUCCCGAUGGGUCAUGCGCCCACGCCGCGCCAUGCACAGCAGGUUCCCCGAGUCAGGGGUCUGUGUGGACAAGAGCAGGGGCACAAACAGUCUCCGGCCGCCAAAGCCCCGGCCAUCCCGCCUCAGCACUCGGCUCCGAUAUUAUUGGCAAACACGGCAGGUCCAGGCGCCCGGGCCCCAGGAGCCAGGAGACGAGCCGGGCCUUGGGGAACCAAGGGUGCCCACUCCACCCGGGCAGCGAUCUGGGUUCCAAGUGCUCAAGGAGGACCGCGCAGGAGAGAGCCUCGAAUACCCGCCGAGGCCGCCGGACCGGAGGGGCCGGGAGGAGGGAGGACGAAAGGGGAAGGACACGCCCGAGACGCCCUGCCAAGCCUGGCAUCUUUCGGGGUUUCAAGUGACCGGAGGUCCCGAGGUCUGGAGGCACCCCAGGGACCCGGCUCCGGUUGUCGCGUCCUCCCACCCCCAACCCGGGCUGGGACCGAAGAAGCCCGGGAAGCCGUGUCUGGAAAGUCUUGACCGGGUCAAAAGGGCUGACAUUGAGCGAGCCAAGACACGUUUCACCCCGCCGCUCCCCUCCCGGGGGAAGCCGGACUUCCGCAUCUUUGAAAAUAUUGUCAAGUGCGGAUGUUGA